UCACAAAUCCCAAAAGGAAACCAAUCUAUGCCUCCUGGAGCAGUCCUACGCUCUCUUGCCCCCCGAAGCUUCAGGACACGGAUGCGAAACAUCGACCGAAUAACGAAGGGUCUCUGCCAGGAGACAUCGAUGGACGGUCUAUAACUUGAGAGAGCUGGUUCGAAGGUGAUCUGAACGAUCUACGACAAUCAUCCUACGAUCACAACCUACACUUCCACCAACGGGAAUGAGUUCCAGUAGCGGCCUUCGCGAUGGCCUCAGCCCCGGUGCCGCAACGAACACAACCUCACGAUCGAACUCGGCAAUCCGAUCACGCACACGCCGCUUAGUCUCGUUCAAUGACGACGAGGAGGAGAAUAGCGGAAUGACACGGCCGUCGUCUGCGCUGUCCUCGAGCCUUGCGUCGGAUCGACAAACUGCCCGAUCUCGAGGUGCGACGCCAUCGCCGUUCACAUCAAGAGGAGCUUCCCCCCUUCCCAUGAGUCAUCCCUCGCGAGCUACGGAGUCCGUGAAUAAUCGUGGUAGACAGAAUGGUGGGGGCGGUGGUUCUUCAGGUGCGUUCAGUUAUGAUGGGAAGGAUCAGCUUGGUUUUGCUGAGUCGUCGCGGGCUGCUGUAGAUCUUUUGGAUGCGUCUUGGUCGUCGCUGCAGAGUCUGGCUUCCUCGGUUUUAGGGAGUGAUAUUGCUCGGCCGGCUGCCAAUGGUAGUCCGCGGGCGCAUGCUAGGAAGCCGUCUCGUUCGGACCCGUGGAUGCGGAAUACUUCGAGGACCAGUACGCCGUCGUCAUGGGGGCCGUCAUCACCAGGGACGCCGGAGAUUGGAUCUGGGACGAGAGAGGAGCGGCAAGCGUAUGUGCAAGCAAAGAAGCGGGAAGCGCUGCUUCUGGCGGAUACAGGGCCGAGUACUAGCCUGAACACACGACACAAACGGCGAGAUUCCAGCGAUACCCCGGUUCACUCAACCAUUGAUCCUGAUCAGGAUGAAGAGGCGUUGGUGUACAUACACCAUGUCCAGAAGACCGACACCAUGACUAGUGUUACCAUCCGAUAUGGUUGCCAACCAGCAAUCUUUCGAAAGGCCAAUGGCUUUUGGCCUAGCGAUAGCAUUCAGAGCAGGAAGACAGUUCUUCUACCGGUGGAUUCUUGCUCGGUCAAGGGGCGACCCAUUCGUUCUAAGACAAAUACAGAUCUUUUGGAUGGUACGGAGGGCCUCGAUGGGAGCUCGAUCUCCCCAGCACCGGAUGGUACAGAUCGGAAAGAAGCGACAUCGACCGAGGUUGAAGGGGACCGGGUAUGGAAGCCCGAAUCAUGGGUACAGAUCGAGAACUUUACAGAUCCCGUGGAAAUCGGACGUGUCCCUCGAAGGGCAUUGGGAUUCUUCCCGCGUACGCGCCGGAAAUCUAUUUCUUACUCUGACGCAGAAUCGCCAUCGAUAUCCCAGGGAACGACAACCGACACGGCAUCAUCAUCCGUAUCCUCUCUUCACGAUUCGCAGUCCUCACAAUCCACCGUCAUUCCACCAAGCCGGCCACAUGCGGGUCCGCCAGGGUUUAAAAAGCCCGGCGCCCGCCACCAACGCCAACGCAGCAACAUCCAACUCGCAGGCCCAGGAGUAGGCACACUAGACCGCAGCACAAUGGCCCCGGGGCCUGCUUUAGACGGCCUAAGCAAAUUCCUGUCCCAACACCUACCAACCCUAGCGCCCCCGCCGCCACCAACCACCAACCCAGACAGCGGCGCCUUCGAAUCAACCUCUACCACACACGGUACCGCAGCGAACAGCCUCGAUAACAUCGGCGGCGCAUUCGAAGGCUGGUUCAAGAAAGUGACAACCCGCGCAAAGGCCGGCUUCAACGAACUCCAGCAAACCACCUCAAACCCAGGCAGUGGCCGACUGCAACCUACAACAACGGAAAGCGACCUAAUCGAAAUGGACGACAGCUUGGAAUCGAGAAAUAAUUAUAAUCUCUUGGGAGAGCCCGGCAGGAAACCAGAUUACAACCGUGCCGGAUCAUCCGCAUCUGCCCUGGGAGAUCGACACGGCAACGGGACGAGCAGGACUCGUACCACCGGUGGAUCGAGCUAUAAGGAUGAUUGAUUGAUCCUGAAUCAUCAUUUCUGUGCCAGUACAUACAUAAUAGAUCUUUGCGUUCGAUUCAGAGUCUUAUGUCUUUGCUUGCCAUUAUCCAGCGCUGAGCUUGAGCUUGAGCUUCAAUCGGUUUUAUACUACCCCCUUCAGUGAAUCGUGUUUUGUUUCUCAGUA
This is a messenger RNA of Aspergillus glaucus CBS 516.65, 2260 nucleotides long. RefSeq names its product putative LysM domain protein. NCBI's taxonomy places the organism in Eukaryota, Fungi, Ascomycota, Eurotiomycetes, Eurotiales, Aspergillaceae. The coding region runs from base 227 to 2095 and encodes 622 amino acids. The transcript has a single exon. The record is from RefSeq and is a predicted model, not a curated record.